Molecule: messenger RNA, 1031 nt
Organism: Raphanus sativus (radish)
Lineage: Eukaryota; Viridiplantae; Streptophyta; Magnoliopsida; Brassicales; Brassicaceae
Product: axial regulator YABBY 1
Exons: 7
Coding region: 155-874 (239 amino acids)
Biological process (GO): regulation of shoot apical meristem development; fruit development; regulation of leaf development
Cellular component (GO): nucleus
Source: RefSeq, a predicted model, not a curated record
AGAAGAUCAGAUCAUGGUGGGGUUUUCUAUUUUCUCCUUAUCAAGAAUCCUCUGAUCAGUCAAGUACCCAUCAAUCAAUCAAAUCCCCAAACACUCACAAAACAAGAAGAUCAGCUUCCAGCUUCGAUCGAAGGUUUUUUUCUUCUUACAAAAAAUGUCUAUGUCGUCUAUGUCUUCUCCUUCCUCAGCUGUUUUUUCGCCAGAGCACCUCUCUCCUUCCGACCAUCUCUGCUAUGUCCAAUGCAACUUUUGUGAGACAAUUCUUGCGGUUAGUGUUCCUUACACAAGCAUGUUCAAGACCGUAACCGUCCGAUGCGGUUGCUGUACUAAUCUUCUAUCUGUGAACAUGAGAUCGGCUGGCCUCCCAGCUUCUAACCAGCUGCAGCUCCAGCUUGGUCCUCACUCUUACUUCAAUACCCAGAAUAUUCUGGAGGAGCUGAGAGAUGCACCAUCAAACAUGAACAUGAUGGUGAUGAAUCAACAUCCGAAUAUGAAUGACAUACCGUCUUUCAUGAAUAUUCAUCAACAACAUGAGAUUCCUAAAGCACCACCCGUUAACCGCCGUAAGAUGCUAGUUUCCUUCUCAUUUCUCUUUGCUCCAGAGAAAAGACAGAGAGUCCCAUCCGCAUAUAACCGAUUUAUCAAGGAGGAGAUCCAACGUAUCAAAGCUGGUAAUCCUGAUAUAAGCCACAGAGAAGCCUUUAGUGCUGCUGCCAAGAAUUGGGCCCACUUCCCUCACAUACACUUCGGACUAGCACCAGACAAUCAACCCGUGAAGAAAACCAACAUGCCCCAACAGGAGGGGGAGGAUAACGUGGGGAUGAAAGAAGGGUUCUACGCUCCUGCGGCUAACAUUGGUGUGGCUCCUUACUAAAGACAAAUAUAAUCGAUAAGUAUUCGAGAAUUUGAAUCCAAUAUCUGUAAGAUUUAUGUUGUCCAAAAAGCUGGGUUUCUUUUAUGUAUUAUGUAUGCAUGCGUCUACUUCUGUUGAGUGAUCAAAAUCUUUCUAAUUAAUGAGGUUUAUUAUGUUA